UUACUCCUCAUUCUGUGAAUACCGAGACCUCGAAUUCGUUUGUUUUGUUUUUGCCCCCCUCCCGCCCCCUCACCACACAGGUCAUUCAUUGUUAGACUGGAUAUUACGAGGAUGAAUGAGGGUGAACAAUAACCUUCCGUGUUACGUGCCUUGGAAACUUGUCCAGACUAUUCAAGGAUUGGAAACUAAUUUUUAUUUUCAAUUUUUGGUGAGAGAACAGAACGGAAAUGGCUACACCACCAGAAGCUGUAAUCGAUCCACCCCUCAAUGAUCCAGUUACAAAGGCAGUUGUUGAUAAUAUUAUGGGUAAUUUACCCACUAAAAAACCACUGGUUAGGUGCAAUGAUUGUGACCUAUGCUUCACCAGUCAGACCGUUCUGGACGCACAUUUACAGGGUGCCCGACAUGCCAAACAGAUAAGAUCUAAAGUCAUAAUGGCGAGCCUCGAAGAGACCAAAGUGGCAUUCACCAAGGACCAAGAGGCCAAUGGACUCAAGUGCAAUGUCUGCAAUGUUUGUCUAAAUUCGAUACAACAGCUUCAGACACAUCUCAAUGGGAACCGUCACAAGAAGAAAGUGAUGAAAGGUACCUGGACCGAGACUGAUGAGGACGAGAAAUCCAAGGAUCCUCCAGCUCCAGAGGUGAUGCCUCCACCGACUCCUACAAAAGGGGCUCUCCUCUCUUGCAACACUUGCAACAAAUUCUUCAAUUCACAGGCUCAAUAUGAUGUGCACAUUGCGUCCAAGAAACACACACACAAAAUAAGUCGUUCAGUCCCUCCGAAGACGAAGAAGAAGCGGUUCAUGCCGUACAAGAGAAAAACUAAGUCCAAUGGAAAUGGACCAGGUCAGGUGCAUCUGUCCAAAAACUUCGUGUCUGGUGGAUAUGUCUAUAACUCGUAGGUAGAUGCUCCACGAACACUUCAUCCCGCUUGAAUUCACCUGAACUCGUUAUCUUCUCCUGUCUCUCUUUUUAAUUCGUAUUCACAGUAUUAAUUACGUAAUAAUUUAUGAGAAAUAACAAUCUCCUGAUUAAAUUGCUUCUAGGAUCAAUCAGUAGACAUUAAAUUCAUAUGCAAAGGUGAAUUUGAGGAAAAAUCUGUGAUGAAUCGAUGUUAUUUCAAGAAUAGGUGAUUGAAAUUUUCCUCAGGAUAUUCUAUUCGCUGAUCUCGAUCGAGUGCUUGGUACGCAGCAAAUGUCAGACUGAAAAUUAUAAUAUAAUACUUUAUUCAAUUUUUGAAUUUAGAAUUUGAUAAUUAGGAGAGGGGUUAACUGCUGUUAAACGAUUUAAAUCAAAUGUCCAAACUCACUUUAUUAAUCGAUUGGUUACUAUGUGUAAAUUAAGUGUAAUUGAGUGAUCCAAUUUCAUUGAUAUGAUUCAUUAAAUAAUCUAAUUGAAGUGUCAA
Diachasmimorpha longicaudata is the source of this 1405-nucleotide messenger RNA. RefSeq names its product zinc finger protein 385B-like. Bases 228 to 902 code for a protein of 224 amino acids. The transcript has 5 exons. The record is from RefSeq and is a predicted model, not a curated record. Gene Ontology annotation, molecular function: nucleic acid binding; zinc ion binding. Lineage: Eukaryota; Metazoa; Arthropoda; Insecta; Hymenoptera; Braconidae.